AUGUCACCUCCUGCCAAACGAAGCCUUGUCAUAUUGUACGGAAUCGGAGGACUAUCUGAUGUUGGCCGUCAUGCCAUUCUUGCAGCGCUUGAGAAGCCUGAAGUCUCCAAGAUUACUGUCAUUACAGAACAUCCCGAAAAAUUGGAUGAGAAGAAAUGGGAGUCUCAUGGCGAGAAGUCGAAUCCUUUCAACAACCCUGAGUUUGCACCGAGAUUAACCAUGGUGAAGGUAGAGGGCUCGUGGAAGAAGCCACAAGACAAUUUUGCCACUCACUUUGCUGGUGCUGAUGCAGUCAUCAGUUGUCUUGGUCACCGACAGCCUGGUAUUCAGAAUAAGGAACUUCUGAAAAAGGGAUUGAUUGCAUGUGAUGGGAAUAAGCAGGUCAUUCAAGCCAUGAAGGAAGCCAAAGUUGAAAGAGCAGUUGUCAUUUCUUCCAUGGGUUUGAAAGGAGACGAUGGUGCUUGGCCACACUGGGCGGCCAAGGUUUUGAAAUACAUGUUGAAGACGGUUGCUAGAAAGGCCCGAAAGGACUUGGAGGCCAUGGAAGCACUCUACCUCGAGUCACCAUUAGACUACUUGUUUGUUCGCCCUGUUGGUAUCAGCGAAGAACGUGAGCCAGUAGGAACAUACUUUGUUCAAGAUCCAGGAAACAAAAAGGAGGUAGUUGGCGGUGACACGGCCAAAAUUGAUGUUGCUCGGUUUAUGGUGGAACAAGCCCUAAAUCCAACCUUUCACAAGACAAGUAAGGUGGUGGGGUCCGAGCCAGGAUCACCAAUGUAG
Molecule: messenger RNA, 780 nt
Organism: Cylindrotheca closterium
Lineage: Eukaryota; Bacillariophyta; Bacillariophyceae; Bacillariales; Bacillariaceae
Source: the annotation of a GenBank genome assembly